This is a messenger RNA of Cyclospora cayetanensis, 1344 nucleotides long. Its product is annotated as ecdysone-induced protein 74EF-like. The transcript has 12 exons. The record is from RefSeq and is a predicted model, not a curated record. NCBI's taxonomy places the organism in Eukaryota, Apicomplexa, Conoidasida, Eucoccidiorida, Eimeriidae.
AUGUCUGCGGAGAUGCACUUGGGAGGGAGGGAGGGAGAGUCAGAGGAGGCAGAGAAGAGUCGUCCAGAGAGGCUUGGGAGCAGCAAAAAACUUCAAAGGGAAAGCGCUCAGAAGGAAUUGGAUACUGAGGAUCGAUCAUCCAUAGAGAGAACAGCAAACCCAAAACGACAAGGCGCCACCUUGUUGGGGGCGUUUACGCGCGAUGCAGAGCGUCAAGAUGGGUGGGAUAAAGGGCCUUGUAAGAGUCUGAAACAACAGUUUCAGACAGGAAGCGCAGAGAGGGAGGGCUCACAGAAAGAGAGAGAGAGGGAGCAAGGCUAUCGCUGGAGAGGCGAGUCUUUGGGUGGAGCCCCGCGACGAAGCCCCUCGGGGGGGGCCCCCCGCGGCUGAGGGGCCCCCCGCGGCUGAGGGGCCCCCAGCGGCUGAGGGGGAGACUUUGAUGUCGCAGGAUCAAACUCUAAUUGCCAUCCUUGGCAGCAGCAACAGCAGCAGCAGCGACAGCAGCGACAGCAGAAGAGACAGCAGCAACAGCAGCAGCAGCGACAGCAGCGACAGCAGAAGAGACAGCAGAAAAGACAGCAACAGCAGCGACAGCAGCGACACAGCAGUGCUAGCAACAGCAGCAGCAGCAGUGCUAGCAACAACAACAAUACCAGCAACAGCAACAGCAAUGCUAGCAACGUGGCUGCAGCUGACGUGCAAGCGGAGAGUUUGCAGUUGCUGCAAUGGGAAGGGGAGGCAGAUGGCUGCAGGGAGGGCAAACGGAGGCUUACUACCGACUGUAUUCUCUUGUACUCUCUUUCGCUGCGACUUCUUGAAGCCUUAGCGCAUGUUGCUGCUGCGCCUCUCCAGCAGCAGGAUCGCGAGGAAGGCGCAAGUGCAGCAGCAGCAGCAGCAGCAGCAGCUCGAGUUCACUGCCACGCAAGAGUCAGGCGGCGAUGGCGGCUUCUUUUGAGUGAAAGAUGCAACAGCUCCGGUGCGAAGGAGGCGACAAAGGCUGCAUGUGCAGCAACGGCAGCUGCAGCGACGGCACCAAGAGCAGCAGCAGUUGCAGCUGCUCAGCAGCAGCAGCAGCAGCAGCAGCAGCAGCAGCAGCAGCAGCAGCAGCAGCAGCAAGAGCAGCAACAGCAGCAGCAACAGCAGCAAGCGCAGCAGCAGCAGCAAGAACAACAGCUACAGCAGCACGUACAGCGGACGCCGCUUCAGAGACUCUCCGCUGCAGGACCCCCUGUUACACCCGCCAUCGCCGAAGCAGCAAUAGCGACAAGAGCAAUAGCGACAACAGCAACAGCAAUAGCGACAACAGCAACAGCACUGACAGCAUGCCGCUUCCGAUGGGCGUGA